This is a messenger RNA of Anisakis simplex (herring worm), 444 nucleotides long. The record is from the annotation of a GenBank genome assembly. Lineage: Eukaryota; Metazoa; Nematoda; Chromadorea; Rhabditida; Anisakidae.
AUGCCCACUGCAAACGCAAAAAUUGGUGAACUGAGAAUCAAGCCGGUUGACGGAACGAAAUUUCUCGGUUAUGGACCAAAAUUUGACGCACAAUUGGAUUGGAUCGACACUGGUGAUAUUGUCUCGAUUGAUGCGAACGGUAGCGUUGAGUUGAUCACCAGCAAAGAGGAUUUGAUUACUGAUAAGAACGGAAAAAUUAUCGAACACUGGACGAUGGAGAAAACAAUUUGUGCAUACGAUCAGGUCAAGGGUGCUCAGAUUAUUAGUGCGAGUAAAAACGAUUCGUUGACAGCGGUACUCGUGCUGAAGACUGCGUCUUGCGAUCAAGGCAUUGUGAAGUCGGAUAUUCAAUCACUGUGCAAAAAUAAUCAGGUUCUGAGGGUCGAAAAUGCCCACAUUCAGUGGAAGCAAAGUGCUAAACGAGUUGAAAAUUCACUAACGUAA